Clonostachys byssicola is the source of this 3798-nucleotide messenger RNA. The record is from the annotation of a GenBank genome assembly. Lineage: Eukaryota; Fungi; Ascomycota; Sordariomycetes; Hypocreales; Bionectriaceae.
AUGAAUGCAACUCCCCGACUCCGGUCUGGGUUUCCAACAACCCCAGCCACGACCGCACGACGACAGAUUCCUCAAGAUACCCCGAGCACUGUGGGAACCGUUUCUUCCACAACCAGUGCUUCCAGGGUCAAGCAGCAAUCUCUGCCUCAAGCUCCUGAAAAUGCGCCCGCCAAGCCUGGUGGCAGCCAGCCGUUGAUACCUUUGACAGUUCUUGACGCGCCCUCCCAGCGAUUCUACGCCUUUGCUCUCUAUGUCGGGCUAUUAAUAUGGAAGCUAUACAAUUGGGUGGCUGUGGUUGAGGAGGGCGAAGGUUCUUGGAGCAUGUUUCUGAAGUGGAUCGUUAUCGACUGCGUCUACUUCUUUGCUUUGCCCGAGCUGCGAAUACCAUGGCUGGAGCCGUCUCAAGCCGUUGUGACAUCCAUCUACCUCGCACAUGUGGUUGCGAACUGGUUCCUCAUGUUCCUCGUCCCUGUUCCCUUCUUUUCAUGGCUCCUUGCUUUCGCCAAAGUCUUGUACGAUCGCGAAAUUUCCGUUUCCGAACACAACGUUAAAGUCUCGAGUUUGCUCAACAACCAUUCGCUCAUCAUGGGCAAGCAAAUUAUCAACAUUUUACCUGAAGGGUCUGCAGUGUUGAACCCCGACCACGAGCCGUUCUGCAUCCCCCCUGCAAAGUCGAGACAGGGUAUCUCGCUACCGAUAUACUUCAAUGCCACGGUUCCCGCCGAAAUCGAAAUCGUUCGAACCGACAUUUUCACCAACAAGGAAGAGAUAAUCAAACUCCCUAACCGGGAGGUGAGCAAGCUGGCCAAGCUUGUUCGGGAGCAAAAUGCCGAUCCCAGCAGUGAUGGUUUCCGGUGGGAAUACCCUGUCAAGAAGACUGGUAUUUACCGACUGGGAAGAGUCCUGGAUGAGUACAAACUGGAGGUCCAAAGGUCGACCAAGGAUACUUACGUGGUACCCUGUCCCGAGGCACACUUCCGGGCAGCAGACUCAGCUGCAAGAUGCAUUGGAGAUUUAUCAGAUCUUUCAUUACAGGUCAUUGGCUCACCCCCUCUGAAAAUCGUCUAUAGUCGGGCCAUAAAUGGCAAGAACCGCAGCUUCCACUUCCAGAGUUUGCAGCCUGACGGCUUCUCCUCCCCUCUGAGCGGUGUGUCGACACCUUCGGAGUCAGAUGAGCAGGAUGGUCUCGCUUGGGUUCGGCCGUCUAGAAUUUCCGUCGCCCUGAACGAGUCAUUGACCCCUUCUGGAGACUGGCAAUAUACCGUUGAUGAGGUUCAUGAUGCUUUUGGGAACGUGGUCAAGUAUGGGGAGCCUGACAAUCAGCCAUCAAAGGUCAAGAACCAGGAACUAUCUCAUAAAUUCAUGGUCAAGGAGCGUCCCAAGAUCCGCAUGGAGGGUUGUGAUCUCAAGAAUCCUCUCAGGAUUGCAAAGGGUCACUCUGCGCACCUGCCAGUUGAAUUCAGCUUGGCGGGCCCCCUGGAUGAUUCUUCCCACAGCAUUAGCUGGGCCUUUUCCCCCAUCAGCAGUCUCACCGACAGCGGAGAUCACGGUGAUGAAGUCUCUUUCGGCAGCCAUGUCGCCCAGAAUUCACACCAGAUAAAGCCUUCCGUCUCGGCCCCUGGACUGUACACUCUCAAGUCUGUUUCCACUGGACAAUGUGAGGGUCAAAUUGAGGAGCCGUCCUCAUGUUUGGUUCUGAACCCUCUUGAACCUCGACUGGAGCUUCGGUCUGAAGAAAUCUCUGAUAAGUGUGCUGGCAACUCUAUCGGACUUCGUGUCGAUUUGGACCUUGUUGGAACCCCACCAUUCGUUGUACGAUAUGAGGUUACUGAUGAUGAUGGCAAGACAAGGCUCAAGAAGCAUGUUGUGGAGAGAGGCCUGCGUUCCCAAAUUGAGCUUGUACCUGACACCGCCGGGCGUCACACAUAUGUGUUCAAGUCGAUUGACGACGGCGUGUAUAAGAAUGUGCCACUUACGGGACAAGACAAGGUUUUGGAGCAGGUUGUGAAGCCAGUAGCGUCUGCUUUCAUUGCUAAGCGCCAUCCUGUGGUCAAUGCUUGUCUUGACUCGGAAGUAGAGACCGAUGUUUACUUGGGCAGCGACCCUCCUUUCACUCUUGAAUGGGAGAUUGUUCACGAUGGCAAGCGUAAGACGCACCGUGCUACGGGCAUUCAAGAACCCAAGUAUACGAUCAAAACCUCACCUCUCACCAAAGGAGGAGAGUAUGUCUUGGCUUUGAGCAGUGUUCAGGAUGUCCGAGGUUGCCGGACUUUCUUGCAAGAUCAACUCAAGAUCAAUGUACGACGACAGAGGCCAAGAGCUGCCUUCGGUCUCGUUGAGCAGAAGAGGACCAUCAUGUCCGUUGAGAAUACUCCUCAGAGAUUGCCUCUUCGCCUUCAGGGUGAAGGGCCAUGGGAAGUCAAGUACAGGAACCUCAACUAUGGAGGAGAUGUUAUCACCAAGUUUAUCAAUGGCGCCAACGACUACCUUGUAGUCAAAUCUAGUGGAGUCUACGAAAUUGUCGAGGUAUCUGAUAACCAAUGCGUUGGAAGUGUUGAUCCUAAUGCAUCGACCUUCGAGGUGGGAUGGUUCCCUCGCCCCGAAUUAUCCUUGAUCGAGUCUGAAAGCAUCCGUACCGAGGCCGGUACCACUUUUAUCAAGCAAGAUGUUUGCGAAGGAGAUAUUGACGGAUUUGAGGUCAAUCUUAAGGGAUCUCCUCCUUUCCACGUGGAUUAUGAAAUCAAACAUAAGCCAGCCGCGGGCUCCGGCUCUCUGGGCCGUAAGAACUUCGAUGCAGCUCUGCAUAAAGCAGCGAUCUCUAUGGAUACUUCGAAAGCUGGCGAUUAUGCAUAUACCUUCUUUGGACUUGCCGAUAACCUUUAUGACAUCGACAAGAACUUUAGCCCCCUCAUUGUCAAGCAGCAUGUAAAUGCAAAGCCUUCCGCUUCAUUCUCCAAGGCUAGUCAAUCGUUCAAGUAUUGUAUGGAGGAGCAGGAGCAGGAGGAUAAGAUCCCCAUCAAGCUUACCGGUGUGGCACCCUUCUAUAUCGAGUUUGAAGUCAAGCAUCAAGCUGGCUCUCCCCCUGAGACCUUCAGCGUUCCUGCUAUUAGCUCUUACGAUUAUGGUAUGCAGAUUCCACGACAGCACCUCCGCCUUGGAAGUCAGCACAUCCGCAUCCGUAGUGUGCGCGAUGCUCGCGGAUGCCAGCAGAAGUAUGAAAUUGGUGGGCCAUCUGUCCAAAUCCAGCUCUAUGAUGCUCCCUCAAUUUAUCCCCUCGAGACCCGGAAGGACUUCUGCGUGGGCGAGCGUAUCGCCUAUACCCUGUCUGGUACACCACCUUUUGACAUUACCUAUGACUUCAACGGGCGCUGGAAUGCCAAGUCCCAGACAACUAGUUUCCGUCGUGUUGCCGAGAAGCCUGGUGACUUUAUCAUUACUAGUAUCUCUGACAAGGCCAGCGAAUGCCGCGCGACUGUGAACAUCCCGACCAGGAUUCAUCCUCUUCCCAGUGUCCAGAUCAGCCAGGGCAAACAGUCUCGGGUCGAUAUUCAUGAGGGUGGCGAGGUACCCAUUCAGUUCGAGUUCUGGGGCACACCUCCCUUUGAAUUCACCUUCACGCGAAGCUCCAACGCGAGAAAGGGCCAGAAGAGCGUUGUCUUGGAAACGAGGCAUGACGUCUCGUAUGAUCACAAGAAGAUCAUCAAGGCAAGCCAGGAGGGUACGUACGAGGUGGUUGCAAUCAAAGACAAGUACUGCUCUUUCUCAACCCAGCAGGUUGUGAAGAGUGAUAGUCGGUAA